Paramacrobiotus metropolitanus is the source of this 2691-nucleotide messenger RNA. Its product is annotated as choline O-acetyltransferase-like. The record is from RefSeq and is a predicted model, not a curated record. Bases 388 to 2265 code for a protein of 625 amino acids. NCBI's taxonomy places the organism in Eukaryota, Metazoa, Tardigrada, Eutardigrada, Parachela, Macrobiotidae. Gene Ontology annotation, cellular component: cytoplasm; neuron projection. The transcript is spliced from 9 exons. Gene Ontology annotation, biological process: neuromuscular synaptic transmission; acetylcholine biosynthetic process. Gene Ontology annotation, molecular function: choline O-acetyltransferase activity.
AUACAUACACUUCCAGUACUGACUCAUCUUUCUUUUGCGGGACUCUUUAUAAUGAUCCGCUAACACAUACACACAGCUCCACAUCUUCAGUUGGUUUGAUAAAUAUAUAUGUCCAAAUAAAACGACCAGACAACUUCCUCACAAUUCUACUUCAUCAAGACCGAGAGUGUCAGCACACAGUUGACCUAUCAACACUCGACAGUUAUAAUUCGGCGCACCAUAGCUGACACGAGAGUAUACAGCGUCGCACGGAGCUGUGUCAUUGGAUAACCCCAUCCGGCUUAAGCCAUCUAUUGCGUGUGUGUGCGUUGUCGCUUUUUGUGUGUGUGACUUUUAUAGCGCCCGUACACCGGGACUGCACGCGCACACCACCGCACGGCGGCCACCAUGUCGAUUACGCGCUACGUUAUUCCACCGAAAUUACCGGUCCCCUCGCCCAGCGAAUGCUUCCAGACCUACCUCAAUGAUCUGAGUGCCAUUGUCAGCCCCGAAGAUUGGCAGCGGGCCAAAGCACAGGUGGACAAAUUCCUGGAGAAUGGCGGAUUGGGACAACAACUCCAUCAGAAGCUGGAAGAGUUUGCCGCCAAAUCGGAUAAUUGGGCGCAUGAUUUCUGGCUGGAUGACAUGUACUUCCGGAUGGGACUCGCCCUGCCCGUCAAUUCCAAUCCCGGAAUGGUCCUUCCCAAGGAACAUUUCGACACCGACCAUCAGUGGUUGCGAUACGUAGCGGAAGUGGCACGCGGCAUUAUAGAUUACAAACUGCUGAUCGAUAACGAAGAUAUAACUCAACAGUACACACGCAACAAUGAGCCGCUGUGCAUGCGGCAGUACAAUAAUAUGUUUCUCACUUACCGUCGACCCGGCAUCAUCCAGGAUGAACGCCUGCGUUUCCAGCACUCACAACACUGUAUCGUGGCCGUCAAAGGUCAGUUUUAUCAGAUGGCCGUGUUUGAGCAUGGUGAGCCGCGCUCGGUGGAGUGUAUCAGUAAAGAACUCAAUUGGAUACUGGAGAAUAGCGACAACAGUCCGCAGCUUCCGGUUGGCCUGCUGACGACAUUGGAUCGAAGACGCUGGGGCAAAACGCAUAAGCUCUUAACAAAAGAUCCAACGAAUGAAAAAUCCUUGGGCAGCAUCGAGAGCAGCCUGUUUAUAAUAUGCCUGGAUGAAGAAUGUCAGAUGAUGAGCGAUAUUGAUGUUAACGAGCAGACCACUACGCUGCACGAGAUGAUUCACGGAGGAGGAUCAACUGCCCAUUCCAGAAAUCGAUGGUUCGAGAAGCCCUUGCAGCUGAUCAUAAAUCGCAAUGGCUAUUGUGGCUUAAAUUACGAGCACUCCACCGCUGAGGGCAUUCCGGUUGUGGCCUGCAUUGAAUAUGCCAUCGAUAAAGCACGAUCAUGGCGAGAACGACUGGCUAUUUUGCCGUCGAACGGUCACCGGGAGAACGGAGUAGCAAACGGGAUAAACGGCGGCGGCUGCGACACCGUCGACGGCAUUCUACCUCCCGAUACUCCUUAUCCACCGAAACAUCUCAAAUGGUGUUUAUCUUCCGAACUUCUUGACAUACUAGACACAACCUGUCUGGAAAUUGAUCAGUUGGCUGGCGAUCUGGAAUUGCGUGUUUACCGCUUUGAGCCGUUCGGCAAGAACAUCCCCAAACAAUAUAAAAUGAGUCCUGAUUGCUUCGUGCAACUGGCAUUGCAACUGGCUUAUUAUAAGUCACACGGACAUUUGGUGGCCACGUACGAAUCGGCAUCGAUCCGGCGUUUCAACUAUGGGCGAGUUGACGUGAUUAGAGCGGCCACAAAAGAAGCGCUGGCAUGGGUGAAGGCGAUGGUUUUAAACGGGCACAGUAAACAAGAGCAAUUAAAGUUGUUUCGGGAAGCCAUGGCCAGACAGACGGACGUUAUGAAUAAGGCCAUUCGUGGACAAGGAGUCGAUAAUUACUUCAUUGCUCUCAGAGAAAUCGGUGUGCAAACGACCGGAUACGUGCCGGAAGUUUUCGACGACGAAAACUUUAAAUACUUCAACUGCUUCCUGCUGUCCACUAGUCAGGUGCCGACUACGGACGAAAGAACUUUUAUGGGUUAUGGGCCGGUCGUCAAGGGUGGUUACGGUUGCUCUUAUAAUCUGCACGAGCGGCAAAUUCUCUUCUGCAUCUCCAGCUGGCGAAGCUGUAAAAAGACCAGUACCAAAAUGUUUGCACGGAAUCUGGAUGAAGGCUUGAUGGAAAUGUGCAGCCUUCUGGAACAGGAAUUCCACAAUUAAAUGAGGGAGGCCGGCUAUUCCUGCAGGCUGACCGCAUGUACACUUGGACUCGAGAGAAAGAUGUAUUUGCUAUACUUCUAUAUGGGCAUAUAUGCUAACAUCAAACGCUGUGCAUAUUAUAGUCUUACACAAUCCCAGAUUAUAAAAGCGAUCUAAAAAGUUCUCGAUUAUUAGAGUUGAUCCUGUUUAAAAAGGUGAAAUAAUAUUCUGCAUUCAGCACUAUUUUUAUAUAAUUAUGUACUCUAACCGACUUAUAUAAAAGUGUGUUUGCUGCUGUGAUGUUUUAGUGAAGAAGGUUUCAAUGCAAUUAUAUCUCGAGAUGAUGUUAUUUAUUUGCAAAAUUUACAAACUGAGCGAAUUCUAAAUGUGAUUACUUUAAACGGUUUAAGCAGAGUUUUAAUAAACGUUCUUGUUGCAAGCUCUGUA